AUGUUAACUUUGCAGCCACUGCCUUCGUUCAAGUCAAAUUUCUCCGGAUCUGCCCUCCGGCGACCUUCGCGGCUCAAUGGGGUUCCUGGGCUGGUACAGUUCUCCUGGACUAUAAGGACAAGGCACCUGGUUCGUGCUGUUAUCAGUGAUGACAAGGCCUUGGAGUCAGCAAAAAAGUCGUCAUCAGUUGAGCAAAAAAACGUUGAUGGGUCGUUGGCUUCUGGUUCUUCAGUUAAGGAAGUGAGGGCAGUUGUGACUAUAAGGAAAAAGAUCAAGGAGAAGAUCACAGAGAAGAUUGAGAAUCAAUGGGAACUAUUCAUUAACGGGAUUGGUCAAGGGAUCUUGAUCCAGCUCAUCAGUGAAGAGAUCGAUCCUGUUACUAACUCGGGGAAGAGUGUAGAGACUUCUGUAAGAGGCUGGUUGCCUAAGCCUUCAGAGCAUAGCCACAUCCUUGAAUAUGCAGCUGAUUUCACUAUCCCAUCUGACUUCGGUAAACCCGGGGCUGUUCUGAUUACCAACCUUCAUGGCAAGGAAUUCCACUUGUUGGAGAUUGUUAUUCAUGGUUUUGAAGAAGGCCCUAUUUUCUUCCCUGCAAAUACAUGGAUCCAUUCACGGAAUGACAAUCCUGAAAGUAGAAUUUUAUUCAGAAAUCAAGCACACUUACCAUCACAAACACCACCUGGCCUUAAAGAUCUACGACGUGAAGAUUUACUGAGUGUUCGUGGUAAUGGUAAAUGCGAGAGAAAGGCUCAUGAUAGAAUUUAUGAUUAUGAUGUGUAUAAUGAUUUAGGCAAUCCUGACAAGGAUGAAGAUCUUUCUAGGCCAGUUCUGGGUGGUGAGGAAAGGCCCUAUCCUAGGCGCUGUAGAAGUGGCCGACCUCCUACAAAGACAGAUCCACUUUGUGAAAGUAGAAUUGAAAAACCCCAUCCUGUUUAUGUACCUCGGGAUGAGGCCUUUGAGGAGAUCAAGCAGAACACUUUCUCUGCUGGGAGGUUGAAAGCACUACUUCACAAUCUUGUACCAUCCAUUGCUGCUACAUUGUCGAGUUCAGAUAUCCCAUUCACAUGCUUUUCUGACAUAGAUAAGCUAUACAGUGAUGGUGUCAUCUUGAAAGACGAUGAGCAAAGAGAAUUAGGCAACAAUCUAUUUAUAGGCAAUAUGAUGAAACAAGUUCUCAGUGUUGGCCAAAAGUUGCUGAAAUAUGAAAUCCCAGCUAUUAUAAGAAGGGACAGAUUUGCAUGGUUGCGAGACAAUGAAUUUGCACGCCAGACUUUAGCUGGGGUCAAUCCUGUGAAUAUUGAGAUUUUGAAGGAAUUUCCAAUCCUUAGCAAACUAGACCCUGCCAUUUAUGGCCCUCCAGAAUCCACAAUCACAAAGGAAUUGAUAGAGCAAGAGCUCCAUGGAAUGAGUGUGGACAAGGCUAUUGAGGAAAAAAGAUUGUUUAUACUUGACUUCCAUGACAUGCUUUUGCCAUUUAUCAGGAGGAUGAACAACUUACCUGGAAAAAAAGCUUAUGCCUCCAGGACAGUGUUCUUCUAUAGCAAGACUGGUAUGCUGACACCAAUAGCUAUUGAGCUUUCUCUUCCUCCCACUCCUUCGUCAUCUCGGAAUAAAUAUGUUUAUACUUACGGGCAUGAUGCUACAACACAUUGGAUUUGGAAACUAGCCAAAGCUCAUGUUUGCUCAAAUGAUGCUGGUGUCCAUCAGCUAGUAAAUCACUGGUUGCGAACUCAUGCUUGCAUGGAGCCUUAUAUAAUUGCAACUCACAGACAGCUUAGCUCAAUGCACCCCAUUUACAAGCUGCUUCACCCUCACAUGCGCUACACGCUAGAAAUUAAUGCACUUGCACGGCAAAGUUUAGUUAAUGGAGGUGGGAUAAUUGAGGCUUGUUUCAGCCCGGGAAAGUAUGCCAUGGAGCUAAGCUCUGCAGCUUAUGAGAGUUGGCGCUUUGACAUGGAAGCAUUGCCAGCAGAUCUCAUUCGGAGGGGCAUGGCAGUGGAGGAUCCUUCAGUGCCUGGUGGCCUGAAGCUUGUGAUUGAAGACUAUCCUUACGCAGCAGAUGGGCUGCUUAUUUGGUCUGCCAUCAAAGAAUGGGUGGAAUCCUAUGUUGAACACUUUUAUACUGAACCUAAUUCUGUCACAUCUGAUGUUGAGAUCCAAGCCUGGUGGGAUGAGAUCAAGAACAGAGGUAAUUAUGACAAACGGAAUGAACCCUGGUGGCCUAAACUGGCCACCAAAGAAGACUUGUCUAGCAUACUUACCACAAUGAUCUGGAUUGCAUCUGGUCAGCAUGCAGCUAUAAACUUCGGGCAGUACCCAUUUGGAGGAUAUGUGCCAAACCGUCCCACCCUCAUGCGAAAACUCAUGCCACAAGAAACUGACCCUGAUUUCGAGAAAUUUAUUCACAACCCUCAGCACACUUUUCUAUCCUCUUUGCCAACAAAGCUUCAAGCAACCAAAGUGAUGGCUGUUCAAGACACCUUGUCAACUCAUUCCCCAGAUGAAGAGUACCUGGGUCAAAUGAACCAACUACACAGCAGCUGGAUCAACGAUCAUGAAGUGUUGAAAAUGUUCGAGAAAUUCUCUGCUAAACUAGGGGAAAUAGAGGAAACGAUAAAUAAAAGAAACAAGGAUAUCCGCCUUAAAAACAGAAGUGGUGCUGGCAUUCCCCCUUAUGAACUGCUGCUCCCUUCAUCAGGUCCUGGGGUAACCGGUCGUGGAAUACCCAACAGCAUUUCCAUCUAAUUAACUUAGCUGUAUCAAGGCCUUGGGAGUUGUGGACUUCUUGUGGUACUAGGUUUCUUUUAUUGAUGUUGCUACUGUCCCUUUGCUUUGUGCACAGCUCAGAGCCAUACUUGUAAAUUGCAAUCAUACCCAAUAAACAUUGUUAGAGCAAAUUAUGAUCUGAUGGGCAUGUCAAAUUGGGUGCCUACCUCUCUA
This is a messenger RNA of Theobroma cacao (cacao), 2940 nucleotides long. RefSeq names its product PLAT/LH2 domain-containing lipoxygenase family protein (gene LOX6). Lineage: Eukaryota; Viridiplantae; Streptophyta; Magnoliopsida; Malvales; Malvaceae. Gene Ontology annotation, biological process: lipid oxidation. Gene Ontology annotation, molecular function: oxidoreductase activity, acting on single donors with incorporation of molecular oxygen, incorporation of two atoms of oxygen; protein binding; metal ion binding. The record is from RefSeq and is a predicted model, not a curated record.